Molecule: messenger RNA, 3013 nt
Organism: Oryza sativa Japonica Group (Japanese rice)
Lineage: Eukaryota; Viridiplantae; Streptophyta; Magnoliopsida; Poales; Poaceae
Source: RefSeq, a predicted model, not a curated record
GCGCGGCUGCCGACCAAAGCAAAACCCCAACGCACUCUUCCCCGCCGCCGUUUCUGCCUCACUUUGAAUCGCGAACCACUACGGCCGCCGCCGCCGCCGCCGCCACCGCCACCACGGCCUCCGCCCCCCCCAUUCGGUGACCAUCGGGCGCAUAGCUGUCCUCCUCACCUCUCGCCUCCUGAUGCGCGGGCGCAUGGCCUCCUCGGCCUCCGCCGCGGCUCUCCUGCCCCUCCCCUCUCCUUCCUGCUCCUCCUCGGAGGACUCCGACGACGGAAAGCACCUCCCGUCUCCUCCCGCACCGGAGGCGAACACCCCGCCUACGCAGCAGCAGAAGCGGCGGCGGCUGGAGCGAGACUACAACGUGGCCAUGAAAGCCCUGGCGCUCGCCGGCGACUUGGACGAGGUGGUCGCUGUCUUUGCUGAGCUAAAGCGGACUGCCGCCGACGGUGGUGAUGGCGGCGCGCCGCCCAACGUGCUGUGCUAUAACACGCUCGUCAAUGCGCUCGCGGAGGCCGGUCGCGAGGGGGAGGCCCUCAAGGCGUUCGAUGAAAUGCUCGCGUCGGGUGUAGCGCCCAACGCGUCGUCACAAAACAUCCUGAUCAAGAUGCACGCAAGGCGGUCGGAGUUUGACCUUGCUUGGGAGCUUAUCCACAAGAGCGGGGUGGAGCCUGACGUUGGUACGUACUCAACGCUCAUCGCGGGCCUGUGCCGGGCAGGUAAGAUCGUUGAGGCGUGGGGCGUGCUUGACUGGAUGCUGGAGAAGAACUGCCGCCCGAUGGUGCAGACUUACACGCCCAUAGUACAAGCAUAUUGCCGCGAUGGCCGCAUCGUGGAGGCCAAGCUGCUGAUGGCCGAGAUGGAACGUCUUGGCUGCCUUCCCAACGUCGUCACAUACAAUGUUCUAAUCAGGGCCUUGUGUGAUGAUGACAAAUUUGAUGAAGUUGAACAGGUUUUAAUGGAAAGUAGUACCAAAGAUUGGAAGCCCAGUACGGUCACGUACAAUAUAUAUAUGAAUGGCCUCUGCAAGAAAGGUAAGGCUAAGGAAGCACUUGAGCUGUUGGAUGUUAUGUUAGGUGAGGGAUUGGAACCCACAGCUUAUACUUGGAGUAUUCUUCUGAAUUGCCUUUGCCAUUCCUCAAGACUUUUGGAUGCUAUAUACUUGUUAGAGAGGAGCACAGAGUUGAAAUGGUAUGCUGGUGUUGUUGCAUACAACACUGUAAUGAGCAGUUUGUGUGAGAUGGGCAAAUGGAGGGGUAUUAUGAAGCUAUUAACAGAUAUGAUCAAAAAAGGUAUCGAGCCAAACACAAGGACGUUCAACAUUUUGAUUCGUAGUCUUUGUGUUGGGGGAAAGUCCUCCUUAGCCAAGAGCUUGAUCCAUAGUCUAGGAUUUGCUGCAAAUGUGGUGACAUACAAUAUACUCCUUCAUUGGUUUUACUACCAUGGAAAGUUAACUGAAGCGAAUCGCUUAAUUUCAGUAAUGGAGGAAAAGAAUAUUGCUCCAGAUGAAGUCACCUAUACUAUAAUAAUUGAUGGAUUAUGCAGAGAAAGGAAAUUUGAUGCAGCUACUGCUUGUUUUCUUAAAUCACUUACAAGUGGGCUAUCGAUGGAUGUUCUUACUGUCCUUCUCAACAGGCUUGUUUAUGCUGAUAAAAUAUGGGAAAUCAAUCGCAUAUUUGAUGGAAAAGAUUUUGUCCCUGAUCAUCAUGUUUUUGACCUUACAAUUAGAACAUUCUGUAGGGUUGGCUAUUGUCACUAUAGAACUUUUUAUAAGCUAAACCUUAUUCUGGAUGCGAUGUUGAAAAGGAAGUAAACUGAAGCCUUGUGGAUCUAGGAAACAUAUCGGUUACUGUAGGCAAGAUGAGAACAGCAGUGGAUUUCCAUCAUUGCCUGACUGCAAUUCUCUUUGUUCAACAUGCCAGGCGGGAAGCAUUUGACUGGCUUUAUCAUUUAAGCUGCUUAAAAAUGGAUCUGUGGUGCAAAAAGCCAAGACCAAGCACAUACUAUUGGUAAAUUGGAACUAUUGAUUUGUUCUGGGUAGAAGAGAAGUGAAUUGAAAUCCAUUAAAGUAAAUGUGGAAGUCCUGCGAAGAAAGGAGUUUGUUAAGAGGCCAUAAGGCAGGUGUGGGCUAUGGGUUUGUCAUUGGUGUUGCCCUUCUGCUUUUAUGCUGUAUAUCAUUUUACGUUGGAGUUCACUUUGUGCACAUUACACAAUGGAAUAUCAGACUGUGAGUUCCCUUGCUUGGGAUUUCAACAGAGUGCAAGAUGCAUUACUGCCCUCCUUUAGGAUUUUCAUUUGGAAAUCAAUGAUUGCUGCAAGGUCUGAGGUAGGAAGGCACUAAGGACACAUGGAGGGAAUUUAUAACAGCAGCAGGUGUUCUGCUGCUAUUUCAUGGUUAUGUAACCACGCAAUAGUUCUUUAGUUAUGUAACCAAGAAAUUGUGAAACACAUGAAUGAGCUUUCAAUAGCUCAAUUCUGAGGGUGUCAGUGGUGCUGCAAACAGUAACAAAUGAAGGCAUACUUUGGAGCUUAGCCGGAGCUUCACAGAGCUAGGUCUAUGGCCCUUGCGGCUCAAGUGGUCUUGUUUUUCUGUUUUUAAGUGUUUAGGGUGGGGAGUUUCUGGAUUCUCCUCCUAUGUGUAUCUUCUUCUUAGUAAUGAAAUGAUGUGCAUAUCUUUAGUUUGUUCGGAAAGAAAAAAUAGUUCUUUGCCCCAAAAGCAAAAAAAAAAAGUAGUUCCUAUUUGACGAGAGACAUUCUCUGGCUGCCAAUAAGAAAAGUUAGUAUUCUGUCUGCAUUCUAUGGUUUUGGUCAAAGGGUUGGAAUCUGAGUUCCAUGAUUUUAGUCAUUUGUGACAAGCUUGUGAUAUGAUUCAUGGUCAAUGGAAUGGCUAAACCAAUUUAGAGUAGCAUCAGCCGUCAAGCAAGGCAGCAAAGCCGUUUAUCAAUGUUAUCGACAUUUUGUUAAACAGGAACUGGCUUUUAACUUGCAGCACUACAUGUGAAGUCUAUACAGCCAA